AGAGACGCGUGCGCGGAAAAUCUCAUCACUCCCGCUUCCCGUGGCGUGGACCUUUUAAGCAUCCCUGAUUCCCACCCCACCUGCGAGCCCGCCCCACCCUGCUCCACUCCCCUCCCCUGAUCGAGCUGCCCAUCUGCGGUCUCUGCCCUUUCGGUGUCCCGGCGGCUGGGGCCUUCCUGAUCUGUCCCGGCGGCGCGGCUGGCGGCGGGGGUAUGGUGAUUUCGCCGUUCUGGCUGUUGCGUCGGUUCAGUUUUUGCUGAAUUGAGGACUCGGCUGCCUGAUUCUGGCGGCUUCUUGAUCCGUCGCGCGCCGCGGUUGCCAAAAGGCCUUGCCUUUUUCGCUCGCCGCAACGGUUAUCCUGUGCUCGCUCCUCCAAACCCCCCCCCCCUACCCUCGCGAUCACGGGGAAAUAUCGCCGUCGUGGUCCGUCGACGGGUGCGGUCGGUUGCGUCAAGGUCUCGCCUUUUUUGAUGAUGUCUCGCGUUCCGUCUUAGUUGAGCCAUUAAUUAAUCUUCCAAGUCAAUCCCGACGUGUUCUUGACCUGUGCCGUGUCCGGCCCGCCCGUGACGCCUGUGGUUGACGGGCGAAGGGGUCAAGUUUUUUGUUCUCGAUUCUUUGUGCCGCGGCCGCCGGCUCAGCCCAAUGCGAGAGUGAGGGGCUUGAGAGAAGCGGAGGAGCGAACGCGUGAAGCGGCGGCGGUCUUGGUUCGUGCGCGAGCUCGGCGCAUGGUUUGUGGCGCUUGGUGGUGGUAGUGCGCCGCCGCGAUGGGCUGCGUCGCGUCCAAGAACGUCGUCUCGGUGACGCCGGCGGCUGACUUGUCCGGCGAGCUCCGGGACAGGGGCCAGCCGCGCGCGCCGGAGCCCGCGGCAGCGCCGCUGCCGGUGCCGGCGGUGUCCGUGUUGGUGUCCUCCCUGCGCAGCUCGUCGUCUGCGGCGAGGGGGUCGGAGAUGGUCAAGGACGAGGCGGAGGAGCCGGGGAAGGCCGUCGUCGCCGUGGCGGCCGCGUCCCGGAGCUUCCGGCUGCGGAGCCUUCGGAGGAGCCUGGAGGGCGAGCAGGUGGCGGCUGGGUGGCCGCCGUGGCUCAGCGCCGUCGCCGGGGAGGCCAUCCAGGGGUGGAUCCCGCUCAAGGCCGACUCCUUCGAGAAGCUGGGGAAGGUUGGGCAAGGCACAUAUAGCAGUGUAUUCAGGGCACGGGAUCUUAAUAAUGGAAAGAUUGUUGCCCUGAAGAAGGUGCGAUUCGACAAUUUUGAGCCAGAAAGUGUUAGGUUCAUGGCAAGGGAGAUACAGAUAUUAAGAAGGCUUGAUCAUCCAAAUGUCAUGAAACUGGAAGGCUUGAUUACUUCUCGGCUAUCAUGCAGCCUUUAUCUAGUAUUUGAAUACAUGGAGCACGAUCUUGCUGGACUUUGCUCCUCCCCGGACAUCAAUUUCAGCGAAGCACAGCUCAAGUGCUACAUGAACCAGUUACUAUCAGGGCUGGAGCAUUGCCAUUCACAUCGCGUAGUUCAUCGCGAUAUCAAGGGUGCUAAUCUCCUUGUUAAUAAUGAAGGGGUUCUAAAGAUAGCUGAUUUUGGUCUUGCUAAUUACUUCGAUCCCAGCAAAAAUCAUCCUCUGACCAGCCGUGUUGUCACACUGUGGUACCGACCACCUGAACUGCUACUAGGUUCAACUCACUAUGAUGCAGCUGUUGAUUUGUGGAGUGUUGGAUGUGUAUUUGCUGAGAUGUUUCAUGGGAAACCUAUAUUGCAGGGAAGAACCGAGGUGGAACAAUUGCACAAGAUUUUUAAGCUAUGUGGUUCCCCUGCAGAUGAUUAUUGGAAGAAGUCGAAGUUGCCUCAUGCAACAAUAUUUAAACCGCAUCAUCCAUAUACAAGUACUCUUCGAGAUGUUUUUAAAGAGGUACCAGAAAAUGCAUUGAAUUUACUAGAAACUCUUCUCUCCGCGGAGCCCAACAAGCGUGGUACUGCGUCAGGUGCUCUUACAUCUGAGUUUUUCAAGACAAAACCUUAUGCGUGUGAACCUUCAAGCUUGCCUAAGUACACACCCAACAAGGAGAUGGAUGCAAAGUUACGGGAAGAUUUGCGCAGGAGAAAAGCCAGUAGCAGAGUGCAUAUGACAGAAGCAUCAAAGAAGUCAUCAAGGCUCAGCAGAGCAGCAAGAGAAAUUAGUGAAGUCACUAAGCAAACGAAUAGCAAGGAGUCCAAAACUAGUGUAAACGGGAGCAAGGAUGGUGCAGUACAGGAUCGUGCAAAACUGAAUGGUGAUGCUAGGCUGUUUGCGGACAUACAACCAGUUUCAGCGGCCCAAGUUAAAGAAAGGGCUCGGCAUGUUAAGAAUGAAUCACGAGAGGAAAUCCCUUUCUCUGGGCCAUUGAUUGUUUCAUCAUCUAGUGGCUUUGCAUGGGCCAAAAAACCACAAGAGGACCGUUCUUUUGCUAGAUCACGGAACAGAUCUAGUUCAAGAGGCCAAUUCACUUUUGAGGUCAAUCAGGACAAUAAGUUGCAAGCUAAAGAGAACAUUGGCUCGAGGGAACUACCUAACAGAGAUGUACACAUGGCACGUGUCAACUCCAAAGUCCGAGAGUCGCAUGAUUUAGCAAAGCGUGCAGUUCUGAAGAAGUGGUCCCAGUUAGAGCGUCCAGAUUCAUUUGAUUCUUGUGACACUUACCACUCUCAGAACUUUUCGAAUGCGAUAUAUCUUGGGGAUACUCUCUCAUCAAAGAAUAGCUUCAAGGGUGACCAUGACCAAGGAGAGAAGGUUGAAUACUCAGGCCCUUUGUUGUCUCAGUCACACAAGGUUGAUGAACUGUUAGAGAAGCAUGAGCGCCACAUCCGGCAAGUUGUUCGAAAAUCAUGGUUCAGGAGAGGAAGAAAGCAAGACAAGUGAGAGGAAAAGCUUGACCACUUGUGCUCAUCGAAGAAAACGCUGAAACGCAAGCUACAUAGAGGAAGGGGGCCGGGGCAUGUCAGUUUCUAACGAGUAUCUACUGCCAGAGUCCUUAGUCGGCACAUUGGCCUUGACUGCGGCUGACGAUUACGUUGCUGAUUUGGAGGACCUACUGGAAACACCAUUAGUUUAUGAUUCCAUCUCACAGCAAAUCGAGAAACUGUGAUUUAGUCUCUGCUACUAGAUUUCUAACAUGUCGUGUGAUGUUCCCGGAGGACGCCUAUGCCAUAUCCCCAUUUUGCUCUCCAUCUCUCUUGUGCCUAGGAAUAAUUAACACCUGACGAGCUAGUGUGGCUGAUCAAACCAUUUGUGUAGUCGAAACCAAUAACCACCGCAUCAUGGUGCGUGAUCGAUGUAAAGCCCUAUGUAAAAAAGGUAAAUCGAAGAUUUAUUCUUAUCUCUAA
Phragmites australis (common reed) is the source of this 3346-nucleotide messenger RNA. Its product is annotated as protein IMPAIRED IN BABA-INDUCED STERILITY 1-like. Gene Ontology annotation, molecular function: cyclin-dependent protein serine/threonine kinase activity; RNA polymerase II CTD heptapeptide repeat kinase activity; ATP binding. The transcript is spliced from 9 exons. The record is from RefSeq and is a predicted model, not a curated record. Bases 765 to 2882 code for a protein of 705 amino acids. NCBI's taxonomy places the organism in Eukaryota, Viridiplantae, Streptophyta, Magnoliopsida, Poales, Poaceae. Gene Ontology annotation, cellular component: nucleus; cyclin-dependent protein kinase holoenzyme complex. Gene Ontology annotation, biological process: protein phosphorylation; positive regulation of transcription elongation by RNA polymerase II.